UCGCAAGGGGCUCUCCGUAUCCAUUGCGGAGACAACGAUCGGCCCCUCUCAUUAAUUUGAGCCAAGAACAAUGGAGAAGGAACGGAAGGGAGAAGAGGAAUGAUGAUGGUGACGAUGGAUGUGGGAGUGAGAGUGUCUUGGAAGAUCCCAGAUAUAACAAGGGGAGAGGAGGGAGAGCAAAGAGUUAAGUAUCACGUAUUGCCCCUUCGUUCUGUCCUUUUCUCGUCCACUCACUCCCCUUUAUCACACAACACACACUGCUCUACUUCGCGUUAUCGUGUUUCAUUGCCGUCGUGGAUCGGGAGACUUGUAUCAAAGGUACCGCUUGUUUGAGAACAACAUCCCACCACACGAAACUGUCACUCAUUUACCUAACCUCCAUCCACUCAUCCAUCCAUUCACCAGUCUAUCAUCUAUCAUAUCGCCAAUCUUCUUUUCGUGGAGCAGCAGCGCCAGUUCCACAAGAUCACCACACCACCUCCCUGACCAUCUCUCGCAUCAAGCUUAGACACCAGAGAACAAAUAUGCGUCUCCCCAGCCUCACCCUCGCCACACUGGCUCUCGCCAGUCCCCUCGUCCACGCCCAACUCGACUCGCUCCUCUCGGACGCGACCUCGCUGGUCUCGAGCGUCGCGUCCGUCAUCGGCACCGACACCGCCACCGAGCCGCUCAUCACCAGCGUCGAGUCCGCCAUCCAGAGCGCCACUAGCGCCCUGUCCCUGACCGGCGACGGCGCCAGUCUGCUCUCGUCGUACGUCUCUGAGGCGAGCACCGCCCUGGCUUCCGCCACGGCGACAGGUACAGGUACCGACAGCGGCGCGUCCACCCCGACCACGGCGGCUGGCUCGGCGGCGACAACGGCGGGAGGUGGAAGCAGCACCGGUGGCGCGGCUGGUACCGUCGCCUUGUCGGGGGUGGGUGUCUUGGUGCCGGCCGCCGUGGUGGGUGUUGUUGCCUUGUUGUAGCGGCGCCAGGUGGCCGGUCAACAAGAUCCCUCAUACGGGCAAGUGUGCUGCAAGGCGGGACGGUGUUUCUCAGCACAGCAAGGAAAGGCAGGGUCAUGGCAUGGCAUGACAUGACGUGCUAUGACAAUUGCAAUGCCGUUGAAGAACAAGGCCUUGCGGUUUUUUUUUUUUUUCAUUUCGGGGACAUGGAUGGGACAUGAUGAAACCCUUGCCCGAGUUGUAUCAACUAUGUACCUAAUAAUCACUUGUCAACCAUUUCCAAAGCACAACCCAAACGAGAGUGUCCUCCUCUGGCACUCUUCCGCAUCAGGCACCCGAACUCGGGACAAAAGACAGUGCGGGAAUUCCACGGGAUGGGCCCAUUCUGAAUAGACGCAGGAGGAGAGAAGGUGACUUUGUUUUCGGCACUCGUUGGGAAACAGUCUGGGCAUGGAUGGCAUCAUGGGAGAAGCAAGGCGUCGGACGUGUUCUGGGUACCGUCUGAGCGCAUUUGCAUGCUCCUGCGAGAUCAGCUCGGAGCGGACCUGUGAAACAAGGACAACAAGAGGGAGUUUGUCGAGCUCGGUGUGCAAGAUCGCCGUGCCAUGGCUGAGAGAUUGGUGGCCCGCAGCAGUGCA
This is a messenger RNA of Cladophialophora immunda, 1582 nucleotides long. RefSeq lists its product as uncharacterized. The transcript has a single exon. The coding region runs from base 525 to 965 and encodes 146 amino acids. Lineage: Eukaryota; Fungi; Ascomycota; Eurotiomycetes; Chaetothyriales; Herpotrichiellaceae. The record is from RefSeq and is a predicted model, not a curated record.